Molecule: messenger RNA, 642 nt
Organism: Moesziomyces aphidis
Lineage: Eukaryota; Fungi; Basidiomycota; Ustilaginomycetes; Ustilaginales; Ustilaginaceae
Source: the annotation of a GenBank genome assembly
AUGACGGUUACGCAAAGUGACCGACGUCAGCCGCCGACUGUGUCUCAGAGCAUGUGCCUCCCAAGUGGCGCCGAAGAUGGUACCGGGGUCGAUCUUCCGUUCAAUGGCAUAGCAGCCGGAAGGGACUUUCGCUUCUGCUAUCUCGCUAAACGUGCCGAAUGCCCAGACUCGUUGCUUGGUCGCGUCCACGUGCAGCCUUCAUCCGGCAUCAUGCUGUCCACCCCCCCAUCACACGACCCACACGACCCUGCAGAAUGCAUUUCUGGUUGUAGUCUCCUGGAUCCAUUAGCAAGGAACACGUCUGGAGAUUUCGCCGAGUGUGCAUCGCAGGCUGAUCGCAGCCUAGCGUGGGACGCUCGAUCUGAAGACGGACCGGACGAUCGGACCGGCGCCACACUGCCUUUUCUGGGGAGGUUGCCGCAUCCGAUUGCCAAGAGGCCGAGGCGUAAAGGCAGGCCGAGUUUCGCCAAUUCCGAUGCACGUCUGCCGGAGUCCUGGAUGCAUCCGGAAAACUGUUGCGCAAGGCGACAUUGUUCGGGACUACGCCACGCCGAGAGCACGCUGGGCCACGGCCCAUCUUCCUGGAAUCAUGCAGCGCAGCACGCCAUCGAGACUAUCCCUACGGCGACAGCGCGGAGUUGA